Messenger RNA from Glycine soja, 5302 nucleotides. RefSeq names its product ABC transporter D family member 1-like. Bases 481 to 4578 code for a protein of 1365 amino acids. Gene Ontology annotation, biological process: very long-chain fatty acid catabolic process; long-chain fatty acid import into peroxisome; peroxisome organization. Lineage: Eukaryota; Viridiplantae; Streptophyta; Magnoliopsida; Fabales; Fabaceae. The transcript has 27 exons. The record is from RefSeq and is a predicted model, not a curated record. Gene Ontology annotation, cellular component: peroxisomal membrane. Gene Ontology annotation, molecular function: ATP hydrolysis activity; ABC-type transporter activity; long-chain fatty acid transmembrane transporter activity.
CGACCCGAUUUGUCACUGGCCAUGGUGGGUAGAGAAGAAGACCACCCGUGUGGAACACGUCGGUGUCUUGCGUUCCACACUCUAAUCCCUCGCUCGCUCGCUCCUAUCUUCACAUAUCUCACCAAUUCUCUCUUCUCUUCGUGGUGGUGACUCACUUGUUGUUUGAGCAAAGCUGCGUGUGAUCAAUUUUCGUGUUCCUUCUUCGUUCCCAGCUUCAGGCACCGAGUGAGGAUGAAUUAUCAACUAUAUAUUAGAAUCUGAGACGUUAUUCUGAUCGCUGCUGUGGACUUACUUUCACGAACAAUCGAAGAUGCUCGCUGUUGUUGAAGUAGAAUAUUCUAUUUUGUAGCAAAUAUGUUCUCUUCCGAACCUUUAGACGCGUUGGAUUGGAAAAGCAUGGUUAACGUUUUCGACCUUGAAGAUAUGAAGAGCAAUUGCGACACGUUCAUUUGUUGGUAAAAGAGAGGUUGAUCUUCCGCCAUGUCUUCCCUUCAACUGUUCCAACUAACUCAGCAUGGCAGGAGUUUUCUGGCUUCAAGGAGAAAAACUUUGCUACUUGCAACUGGUAUCUUAGUUGCUGGUGGAACUACAGCAUAUGUGCAAUCAAGGUUUAGAGUUAAUAGAGAUGAUUUAUUAGGUGAUUCCUAUGAGUGCAAUAAUGAUAAAGAACUCACGAAGGAGGAGGUUAUGAAAGGAACUUCUGCACCAAAAAAUAAACAAAAGAAAGGAGGGUUGAAGUCACUUCAAGUCCUUGCUGCAAUUCUUUUAUCUGAGAUGGGCCAAUUAGGUGCAAAAAACCUUUUAGCUUUAGUUUCUAUAGUGGUGCUGCGAACCACUUUGAGCAACAGGCUAGCAAAAGUGCAAGGCUUCCUAUUUCGUGCUGCUUUUCUUCGACGUGUGCCAUUGUUUUUGCGGCUAAUUUCAGAAAAUAUUCUUUUGUGUUUCCUCUUAUCAACCAUGCAGUCUACAUCAAAGUACAUUACUGGGACUUUGAGUCUGCACUUCCGGAAAAUAUUGACUAAACUUAUCCAUUCUCGCUAUUUUGAGAACAUGGUGUAUUACAAAAUAUCACAUGUUGAUGGUCGUAUAACUAAUCCGGAACAAAGAAUUGCCAGUGAUGUGCCAAGGUUCUGUUCAGAGUUGAGUGAGAUUGUACAGGAUGAUCUAACUGCGGUCACUGAUGGACUGCUAUACACUUGGCGGCUGUGUUCGUAUGCAAGCCCUAAAUAUAUCUUCUGGAUAUUGGCCUAUGUACUCGGAGCUGGGGCUGCUAUCCGAAACUUCUCUCCUGCAUUUGGUAAACUUAUGUCCAGAGAGCAGGAAUUGGAAGGAGGGUAUCGACAGCUUCACUCACGGUUAAGGACUCACUCGGAAAGUAUAGCAUUUUAUGGUGGAGAGAGGAGAGAAGAAGCUCAUAUUCAGCAGAAGUUUAGGACCUUAGUUAGACAUAUUAAUAGAGUGCUACAUGACCAUUGGUGGUUUGGCAUGAUUCAGGAUUUUUUAUUGAAGUACCUUGGUGCUACUGUUGCUGUUAUUUUGAUCAUUGAACCUUUCUUUUCUGGCCAUCUAAGGCCUGACAGUUCAACUUUAGGGCGUGCAGAGAUGCUAAGCAAUCUAAGAUAUCAUACUAGUGUCAUUAUUUCCCUAUUUCAAUCUCUAGGAACUCUUUCUAUCAGUGCAAGACGGCUCAACCGACUCAGUGGUUAUGCUGAUCGCAUUCAUGAGUUAAUGGCCAUAUCAAGAGAGCUAAGCCUGGAGAAUGGGAAAUCUUCACUGCAAAGACAAGGAAGUAGAAAUUGCAUAAGUGAAGCUAACUAUGUUGGAUUUUAUGGUGUCAAGGUUGUGACCCCCACCGGUAAUGUAUUAGUGAAUGAUCUGACCCUUAAGGUUGAGUCAGGAUCAAAUCUUUUGAUUACAGGUCCAAAUGGCAGUGGAAAGAGCUCGUUAUUCCGGGUUUUAGGAGGUCUUUGGCCCUUGGUAUCUGGACAUAUUGUGAAACCUGGAGUUGGAUCUGAUCUUAAUAAGGAAAUCUUUUAUGUGCCACAAAGACCAUAUACUGCUGUAGGAACACUUCGUGAUCAGUUAAUUUACCCUCUUACUGUUGAUCAAGAGGUUGAGCCACUUACAGAUAGCAGGAUGGUGGAGCUAUUAAAAAAUGUUGAUCUUGAGUAUCUAUUGGAUCGGUACCCGCCUGAAAAAGAGGUAAACUGGGGUGAUGAACUUUCAUUGGGUGAGCAACAACGAUUGGGCAUGGCCAGACUUUUUUACCAUAAGCCUAAAUUUGCCAUUCUUGAUGAGUGCACAAGUGCUGUCACAACUGAUAUGGAAGAACGGUUUUGUGCUAAUGUUCUGGCUAUGGGAACAUCAUGUAUUACCAUAUCACAUCGUCCAGCAUUAGUUGCAUUCCAUGAUGUGGUUUUGUCUUUAGAUGGUGAGGGAGGAUGGAGUGUUCAUCAUAGAAGAGAGGACUCUUCUACUGAAUUGGGGAAUGAUAUGAUGAAGGCUUCGGAGACCAAAAGACAGAGUGAUGCCAAGGCUGUUCAACGAGCAUUUGCUAUGAACAAAAAGGAUUCUGCAUUCUUAAAUUCAAAGGCACAAUCUGAUAUUUCAGAAGUGAUAAUAGCAUCAUCUCCGUCUAUGAAGCGUAAUAUUUCACCAUCUGCUGUACCCCAACUUCAUGGUAAUACAAGGGCAUUGCCAAUGAGAGUAGCUGCCAUGUGCAAAGUAUUGGUGCCCACCAUAUUUGAUAAACAAGGAGCACGAUUACUUGCUGUUGUUUUUCUUGUUGUUUCAAGGACAUGGGUCUCAGAUCGUAUUGCAUCACUGAAUGGUACUACUGUGAAGCUUGUUUUGGAGCAGGAUAAAGCUUCCUUUAUUCGAUUAAUUGGUUUAAGUGUUCUUCAAAGUGCUGCGUCUUCUUUCAUUGCACCUUCUAUAAGACACUUGACUGCAAGGCUAGCCCUUGGGGGGCGGACUCAUUUGACGCAACAUCUACUCAAGAACUACUUAAGAAACAAUGCAUUCUACAAGGUAUUCCACAUGGCAAGCAAAAACAUUGACGCUGAUCAGAGGAUAACUCAUGACUUGGAGAAGUUAACAACAGACUUGUCAGGACUGGUCACUGGAAUGGUAAAGCCAUCUGUGGAUAUUUUGUGGUUCACUUGGAGAAUGAAGAUGUUAACAGGUCGGAGGGGAGUUGCCAUACUCUAUGCUUACAUGUUGCUUGGUUUGGGAUUUCUAAGAACUGUUACUCCAGAUUUUGGUAAUUUGAUUAGUCAAGAACAACAACUUGAAGGAACAUUUAGGUUCAUGCAUGAAAGACUUUGUACUCAUGCUGAAUCUGUUGCUUUCUUUGGGGGUGGUGCUCGAGAAAAAGCUAUGGUCGAGUCUAGAUUCAGGGAGCUUCUCACCCACUCCGAGUACCUUUUAAAAAAGAAGUGGCUGUUUGGCAUCCUGGAUGAUUUUAUCACAAAGCAACUUCCACAUAAUGUGACUUGGGGCUUGAGCUUAAUAUAUGCCAUGGAACACAAGGGAGACCGUGCAUCAGUAACUACUCAGGGUAAGAUAUUUCCAUUGAAUCAUUUACUCUCUUUAUAUUUCUCUUGUUGCUCUCCUCUCUCAGACAGUACUAUACUAAUAGGUGAGCUAGCACAUGCACUGAGGUUUUUGGCAUCUGUUGUUUCUCAAAGCUUUUUAGCUUUCGGUGAUAUUCUUGAAUUGAAUAAAAAGUUUGUAGAGCUCUCUGGUGGAAUUAAUCGUAUUUUUGAGCUUGAAGAACUUCUAGAUGCAGCACAAUCUGAGAAUUUCACGAGUGUUAGUGCUAUACCUCCAAUGAGGGAUGUUCAUUCCAGUGAUGUAAUUUCCUUCUCAAAAGUUGAUAUCAUAACCCCUGCUCAAAAGAUGUUGGUGAGGGAGUUAAUAUGUGACAUUAAGCGUGGGGGAAGCCUACUUGUUACUGGUCCAAAUGGAAGUGGAAAAAGUUCCAUUUUCAGAGUUCUUAGAGGACUCUGGCCAAUUGCCAGUGGAAGACUCUCUAGACCAUCUGAAGUUGUGGAUGAAGAGGAUGGAUCUGGUUGUGGCAUCUUCUAUGUUCCUCAACGGCCAUAUACAUGUUUGGGAACCCUAAGGGAUCAAAUUAUAUAUCCCCUUUCCCGUGAGGAAGCAGAGGUUAAAGCACUGAAGAUGUAUGGGAAAGGUGAAAAGCAUGCUGACACCAGAAAUUUGUUGGACUCACGGUUAAAAGUUAUCCUAGAGAGUGUUCGGUUGAAUUAUCUUCUAGAAAGGGAGGGUAGCAACUGGGAUGCCAAUUUAAAAUGGGAAGACAUUCUUUCUCUUGGAGAACAGCAAAGAUUGGGGAUGGCACGCUUGUUCUUUCACGAGCCCAAAUUCGGUAUCCUUGACGAGUGCACCAAUGCAACUAGUGUUGAUGUUGAAGAACACCUAUACGGGCUUGCAAAAGAUAUGGGAAUCACGGUUGUUACUUCCUCACAACGUCCUGCUUUAAUACCAUUUCAUUCCAUGGAAUUGCGGCUGAUUGAUGGUGAAGGUAAUUGGAAGCUUCGAUUGAUCGAGCAAUGAGUUCACUAAAGCAGUGUUGCUGCAUGGACUCUGUAUACCAUUUGAGAUGUUGACGAGUCUAUCACAAGCUGGCUGUUUGCGAGCAUAAAUUAGGUUUGCCAACAAAGGUCCAUCCUAUAUACGUUUAUUUUGAGUUUUCCAUAUUCUCCAAGAUUCAAUGUUUACUAGGGGACUAACAAACAGUUGAAAACAGCCAAAAUUGUUGAUAAUAAGUUCGAGCACACAACCAUUGCAUAAUCUCUGCAGUGUAUAGGUGAUCAAGAUGAAUCAUGUAUAGUUUUCCCCCUUUGUUCUUAGGUAGUUGAUAUUGGUUUAUAUGUUGUAGCCAUUGGAUGUAAUGAUUAAUAUUUAAAUUGUUUAAUCAAUAAAAUAGCAGGAAAGAAGGGCCCUUGGAGCUAAUUUGUUGCCUUCAAAAACUCCCAUGCUGUUGUGUAAGAUUUUUUCUUAUGUUCUUUACUCUUGUGCCACCUGAACUGCUUUCACCUCAUCCCUUGGCGUUGCCUUAAUUGUUCCCUUGUGGUCAUGUUGUAUGACUGAAUUACUCGGGCAAUAAUACGAAACUUACAAUACAAAAAAUCUAUUUCUUAGUUAAAUUUUGGAGAUUGUGCUAGAGUAGGACCUAAGCAUUCCAUUCAGUUAGAUCUUCUGGCAUACUAAUUUGUGUUUGUACUUUUUGUUGGUUAAUUAGCUAUUUGUAAUUUGGAGUACUUGAUGGUUUGUUUAA